UUAGUCUUCCUCUUAACCCUGCAAGGCUAUACGUAUCGAACUUUUUUUGCAAUUCUGACUCUCAUACAGUUUAUAUGUAUAGAUCCUCUAAUUAUCCCACGCAGUUACAAAGAACAUUCAAUGUUUUAUUUUGAAAAGAUUUGACCAGAAGAACACUAGAGUCCGCCUGUUGCUACAUUUAUCAGCCGUGUUCGGGCUGCAGUCUCAGAAAUACUUACUAUAUGGCCGUGGAGAUUUAUACAUUCAUCAAGAUCGAGGGCUACAUCAGUCCGAGAAGUUAACAUCGUCCGGGUGAGGCACCACUUCCUGUUUGAGAAGCGCGGAGACAAUUGGAACGCGGUGGUGCUUGGUGAACUCCCGGAAAACACUUCCAACAGUUUAAUGAUCUGUGGAUGACUGUGGUCAUAUACAAUAUAUGGAAACAAUGACAGGGACGGGUUACUUCAAAAUGCUCUCACAAGUUCUGAAAGACGCCCUUCCUGUCAUCACCUGCGGGGGCUUCACUGUGGUUCUGCUAUCGUGCGUUUUGUUUGGUGUCCAGACAUAUUUCAGCCUAACCCCGGGGCUGCUCGGCGUCGGCGCCGUCGUUUUCCAAAGCGGACACAUCCACCGGCUCUUCGUGUACCCCCUCUGCCACACCACCUUCGCCCAGCUGCUCCUGAACGCCGCAGCCCUGCUGUUCCUCGGCGGCAGCUUGGAGAGAGGUAUCGGCACGGUGCGCUUCCUGCUCGUCUUCCUGCUGCUGUCGUCCGGCACCGGCCUGUGCUACAGCCUCCUGGAGCUGCUGCUGCUGCUGCUGCUGCAGGGCGACGGCGACGGCGGCGGCCAGAGACGCGCCGAGGGGCUGGUGCCGGCGGCGCUGGCCUGCGUGGCUCUGACCACCGCGCACUCAAAGAUGACGAGGGGCUUCCUGUGUGGGCUCAGUUUCCCCACCGUGGCGCUCCCCUGGGUGCUCCUCGUGGUCGCCACCGCCUUCGUGCCCCACUGCGUGCUCCCCUGCAACAUCGUCGCCGUCCUGAUUGGGUGGCUGUACGGGAGAGGCUGGUUCUCCCUGCUGCACGUGUCCGAGGCCAGGGCCGCUGUUGUGGAGAAGACGCCGCCCUUCAGGUGGAUGAGGAGCGUCUGCGGCGGCACGUUUGUCCCCGCGUCAGCGGAGGAAAGGAGGAAGACACUGCUGCCAGAGAUCAACCCAACACCUGGGUCCUACCCAGUCCAGGCGUACGCUCCGUUGUCCAGCGUUAACGCCGCCGAUGCCUCGAUGUACGAGGGCUGGCCGAACUCCACCGGCACACCACCUCUCCAUCCUCACGCACAUGGGUCAACACACAGCCCUGGGCCAAGGCACGGCCACAGCAGCUGCAACCACCAUCACCACCAUGCUCAUAGUCAUGGCUGACCAAAUAUGCAAAGAGGACAUAUUCUAUAUUAUUGCUGCUGUAAAUGCCACUCCUAAACCACAAGAAAUGGUGGUACACGUUCUGCAUCUUGUCACUGAAAUGUGUGGGACUACAAAGUCAAAUUCUUGGUCUGAGAGCAAUGUGACUGACAACUGACAAUUUGAUUUACCUUCAUGAGAGAUCAAGUGACAUUCUUCUGAAUGUUACAGGUUACUUUUUGUACAUAAGAUUACAUUUCAUACACUGUAUUUUGUAUUGUUUGUUACUUAUAUCUACAAAAAAACAAAAACAUUUGUCUCCAGACUCCAAUUUACAUGUGGAAACCAUUGUUGUUGCAUAAAGGUAAUAUUGUGCACGCCCUGACCUAUAUUUAUGCUUGGUUCAAGAUAAAAUAGUGCUUAUUCACACACUGAGACAACUUACCUUAUACCAGGUAUGCCAUGGCCUUUUUUUGAAACUGAUUAUGUCCUGCUGAUGUCAUGGUCAAGUUUAAUAAUUAAUCAUUAUUUAUUGUUUUAUUUUUGUGAUCCUUUUGAAACAAUUUUAAGGUUUUUAAAUUAUAGAUCUUCUGGGUAAUAUUGUAAACAUUGUGUCACUUCAUCAUGAUGUCAGCAAGAUGACUUAUUGGCACUUUGUGUCAUGUAGACUAUUGAAGUUUUGAGAACCUAAAUCGUGACAAUUUCUUUUUCAACUUUUCAACUCUAAAUAGUUGGUAAAAAAUUCCCCCUAUACCAAUGCUUUUAUUAAAAGAUGAACAAAAUAAUCAACAAACUAUCACUAGCUUGUGAGAGUGCAUGCAAGUUGCACUGUAAUAGCAGUCAACACUGUUUUUUGGUUGUUAUUUACAUUUUAUAUUUGUACGGAUAAAAAAAAGGUACAUUAAAUCCAAAUCAAUGCCAAA
Molecule: messenger RNA, 2298 nt
Organism: Scophthalmus maximus (turbot)
Lineage: Eukaryota; Metazoa; Chordata; Actinopteri; Pleuronectiformes; Scophthalmidae
Gene: rhbdd2
Product: rhomboid domain containing 2
Exons: 1
Coding region: 416-1396 (326 amino acids)
Cellular component (GO): membrane
Molecular function (GO): serine-type endopeptidase activity
Source: RefSeq, a predicted model, not a curated record